UAUAUAUAUAUAUAUAUAUAUAUAUAUAUAUAUAUUGUUUUUCAAAUCCCUAUUUCACUCUGGUGGGUUGACUUGAACACUGUUUGUGUCCCGACGUUGGAAGAAAAUUAAGGUUUAUACUAGCAUACUGAUAGAGCCACAGUGCAAUGCUUAACUUGUUACUGCACUAGCUUUGGGUGUGGAUACCUAUAAUUACCUGUUACUAUUGUUCCAUAGGGCCCAUAUUUGUCUGUCUUUUAAAUUUGACAUGAAUUCAUGUAGAUGUUGGAAAAAUUAUUUUGUCUAGCUUGAAACUGCUGUUCGGUACUUUGGAUAUGUAACUAGAAUUAAUCUUUGUCCCCUUAUUGAUGCAUUGUUACUUCAGAUCCAAGAAUAAUUGGUGUUUGUUUAGUAAUGAUUUGUUACCUCAGGUCAAUUGUUGCUAUUUUAAAUUUUGAUUAAUAAGACAAAGACAAUGAGAAAGAACAAGAAUCCCCUGGUUUUUAUGGAUGUGUCGAUCGAUGGGGAUCCUGUUGAAAGGAUGGUUUUUGAGCUCUUCUAUGAUUAUGCUCCCAAGACUGCUGAAAACUUUCGUGCAUUAUGUACAGGAGAAAGAGGUGUCAGUCCAAAUACUGGAAAAUCACUACACUACAAGGGUUCUUUCUUCCAUCGAAUUAUAAAAGGCUCAUAUGUGCAGGGUGGUGAUUUUAUCAAUCGAAAUGGUACUGGUGGAGAAAGCAUAUAUGGUUCGAAGUUCCCAGAUGAGUCACCUAGGCUAAGGCAUGAUUCGAUAGGGCUUCUAUCGAUGGCAAUUGCUGACCGUGACACUCUUGGUUCUCAUUUUAUUAUCACUUUGAAAGCUGAUCAUCAUCUUGAUAGGAAGCAUGUAGUCUUUGGGGAUCUUGUGCAAGGACAUGCUGUAUUGAAGAAAAUUGAAGAUGUUGGUGAUGAAGAAGGACAUCCAACAGUAACUGUUAAAAUUAUUAAUUGUGGUGAAUAUAGUGAAGAUGGGAAGAAGGUAAAUAAAUCAAAAAUAGGAAGGGAUGGAUCUUCUGAAGCCAAUAGUCAUGAAGCACGGAGGAAGGGAAAGCACAAAAAAUCUUCAAAAGACAGAAGGAAAAGGAGAAGAUACUACUCAUCUGAAUCAGACAGUUCUUCAGAUUCAGAGAUGGAAUCUUCGGAAACUGAUAGUGAUUCUGAGUCAGAUAUGUCCUCAUCAUCUUAUAUAAGUUCCUCCAGUGAUGAUAGGCGAAGAAAGAGAAAGAGAUCUAGGAAAGAUAAACGUAGACGUGGAAAAAGAAGAGAUAAACGCCGUGAAAAGAGACGAAGGAGACGGGAUAAGAGAUCAAAGCGUAAAUCAAGACGGGAUUUGGGUAGUGAUUCAGACAGUGAGAGUAACAGUGACAGUAGCUCUGAUGGUGAAAGUCUUGAUGCUCAAGGGAAAGGGCUGAAGCGUAAAGAUCAUUCUGAGAAAAAAGCAGCUGAUAUAAAUUCUCCCUUAGCUGUGGAGAAAGAUGUACCUCCCUUACAUCAUAAAAAUGAGCAGGAAUUGGGUUUGCUAGAGAAUGAGGAAAAGUUCCCAAAGGAAAAUGGAGAGCGGCAUAGCAAUGGCGUUGGAGCUGACUAUAGAUCUGACAGAAGUGAAGAGAGGCAGCCUGAUGUGAUGGAUGAUCAUUCGGGAAAAUCUAGGAGUCGAAGCAUAAGUCCUAAGCGAGCCAUGAGUAAGAGUAUGAGUAUUAGCCCUGGUAGGAGUGAGACCAAGAGCCCAAGUAUUACUCCAAAAAAGAGAUUGAGCAGAGGUCCAAGUGUUAGAAGCCCUUCUCCUCUGUCAAGGAGGAGUUUGAGCAAAAGUCCCGUUAGAAGCAUCAGCAGGAGUCCAAGCAGAACCAUCAGUAGAAGCCCAAUGGGGGGCAGGAGGGGGAGAAGUGUUAGUGGAAGCCCUGUGAGAGCUCGUCCUCUUAGAAAUGUCAGUGACAGCCCCGUAGGAUCCCUUUCUCGAAGCAGGCGAAGCAGGAGUUCUCCCAGAGCAUCAUCACGAAAGACAAUCAGCAGAAGCCCUGUAAGAGUGUUGAGAAAGAGUGUAAGCCGCAGUCCAGUUAGAUCACCUGCAAGAAGCUUAAGCAGAAGCUCUGGCAGGGUCCUUUCAAAGCGGAGCAUUAGCCGAAGUCCUGUCCGUGCACCAAGUAGAAGCAAUCGCCGCAGUUAUUCUAGGAGUGCUAGCCCUGUUCGUAGGGUAAGGACACCUCGUGGGAGAAGUGUGUCGAAGAGUGUUUCACCUGAUGCUUCGCCGAAACGUAUCAGAAGGGGAAGAGGUUUCAGUGAACGAUACUCUUAUGCUAGAAGGUAUAGAACCCCCUCUCGGUCUCCUGUGAGGUCAUACCGCUACAAUGGAAGAAAUGACCGUGACAGAUAUUCUACUUACAGAAGGUAUUCCCCUAGGCGUUACAGAAGCCCACAACCACGUGGAAGAACUCCCCCAAGGUACCGGAGCAGGAGGAGCAGGACGCCAUCUGUUUCACGCAGCCCACGAUAUCGAGCUCGACGAUAUAGCCCUAGCCGUAGCCCAGUUCGCAGUCGUUCCCCUGUUGAGCCUUAUCGAUCUCGCCCCUCUCCUCGUGUGGAUAGGCGGGUGUCAUCUUCUCGGAGCAGGAGUCCUUCAAAAUCCAGGUCGUCCAUGGAAUCAGUGUCUCCACGGAAAGCAAGCAGAGACAACCGGUCAGGGUCAUCGUCCAGAAGCCCAGAUGGAAAUAAAGGCCUGGUCUCAUAUGGAGAUGUUUCUCCCUACUCGGGCCAAAGGUGAAAUAGGGUUUUGGGUUACUGUCACCUUUAAUGAGCUGGAGGCUUUAAUUUUUGAACUUCCACAUGUUUUGCUUGCUUGCUGGAAUUCGUGAAUGUCACUUCCCCCUCCCCCUCCCUAUAUAGACCGCGAAUGGCAUGUUGAAAGAUUCUAGUACUGUAAUAAGUUAGACGGUACUUGUGAUAUUAGGACGCAGCCUUAGAUGUGGGGUUCUUUCGGCAUUUGUUAGUUGGAGACUCAGAUGUUGGUGCCCUAGUUAUGUUGAAUUCAUAAAAUUUUGGUAAGCAUUACCAAUUUGUUUCCGACACCA
This is a messenger RNA of Gastrolobium bilobum, 3086 nucleotides long. RefSeq names its product peptidyl-prolyl cis-trans isomerase CYP95-like. NCBI's taxonomy places the organism in Eukaryota, Viridiplantae, Streptophyta, Magnoliopsida, Fabales, Fabaceae. Gene Ontology annotation, biological process: protein peptidyl-prolyl isomerization. Gene Ontology annotation, molecular function: peptidyl-prolyl cis-trans isomerase activity. The transcript has 13 exons. The record is from RefSeq and is a predicted model, not a curated record. Bases 455 to 2779 code for a protein of 774 amino acids.